This is a messenger RNA of Triplophysa dalaica, 1711 nucleotides long. It is a transcript of the gene bhlhe23, whose product is annotated as basic helix-loop-helix family, member e23. Gene Ontology annotation, molecular function: protein dimerization activity. The record is from RefSeq and is a predicted model, not a curated record. Lineage: Eukaryota; Metazoa; Chordata; Actinopteri; Cypriniformes; Nemacheilidae. Bases 375 to 1058 code for a protein of 227 amino acids. The transcript has a single exon.
CGGUGUCUAAUCUUCUUAAUUAAAACGCCCUCCUGAUUGGACAGAGUGAUAAUCCCGCGGGGCCUCGCGCUCUUACUCGCUCACUCGUAGGACUGAGCGCGAGUCUCAAUCUGCCCAGGGCGAGGGCAAGACGCGCUGCAAGAACGAGCAAGUUCAGACGAGGCGUCUAAAGUGCACGCAACAUCACUGUCUGCGCACAAACGCGUUACACAAGCGUUCAACGUGACAGGGAAAGAUCGCUGCUGGAAGAGUGAUUUCACUUUCAACACCACUUCUGAGGACACCAACCAAAGACAGCGCGAGGACUCGUGUAGAAGAGGGUUAGAAAGUUUCCGACCUGCUCUCUGUUUUUUGUUUUAUUUGUUUUCUCCAAGAUGAAUGCCGGGGAAGAAAACUUGCUGAAAUCGAUCAGUAACGACACCCUGCUGGACCUGACGCAACGGUACGGACAGUCCGCUUUUGGUUUCGGCGCUGGCCAUGGUGCUGGAAGUCCUGGCCGUUUCUCCCUCACACCUGCCGCGGAAUUCCUCUCCGGUCAAACAGGAAAGUCGAACGAAAGUGGCGGGGAGCAGACCAGCGACGACGACGACGGCUUCGACCACAUCGAGAGCCGUAAGAGACCUGCUGGGUUCGACGAGGACACGCAUUCAGGUACUCUCGCCAAAAAGCCGAAAGAGCAGAGAUCUCUCCGGCUGAGCAUCAACGCGCGUGAGCGGAGACGAAUGCACGACCUCAACGACGCACUGGACGGCUUGAGGUCUGUGAUUCCUUACGCUCACAGUCCGUCUGUGAGAAAACUGUCUAAAAUCGCAACUUUGCUUCUUGCAAAAAACUACAUCCUAAUGCAGGCACAAGCGCUGGAGGAAAUGCGCCGGUUGGUGGCUUAUCUAAACCAAGGACAGACAAUAACUUCACCGAUGCCCACCGCGCUGGCGCCUUUCGGACAGGCGGCUGUAUACCCGUUUUCCGGCACGGCACUUGCCACCUGCGCGGAGAAAUGCAGCUCGUUCUCCGGGACCCCCUCCAAUCUCUUCAAACACUGCAACGACAAGCCUUGAGCCUAAACUUCUACCUGCUUUAUCAUUGUGUCGGUCAAAAUGCGCGUUGUUUGGAGUGGGUUUAGGUUUAUUUAAAUCCCUGCUAAAUGUCUGAAUAACUACGAUGUUUCAUCCAGAUUUACUAGAUAAUAUUGUUAAAUAAAUUCAGUAUCAACUGAGGUCCACCGUAUUAUUGGAAUACGAUUCUAAAUCUCUCAGUUUCCUGAUUUCCCCUUUUCAAGCUAAGGAUUAAAAUAUAUUUGUGGAAAUAAAAUAAGUUUUUGUACUUGACCACAGCUUGUGGAGAAUCUGUUUCUUUAUACAAACCCCAAGUUUCCCCCUUUCCUUAUUGGUGAACUAUGCAAUUUACUGCAAUGGAAACGACAAGACCCCUAAAAUAACUUAACAAAUUAGUUUUGUGAAAGAAUGGUUGCAGAACAAGUUUGUCUGAAAUGAUUAAACAGCGCUGUUUAUUAGGAAGAACGGCGUAACAUUUUAAAAUCAUUGGCCUGAAAGAUUUUGUUUUUGUUAUUGCACAAUUCACUUGAUUGUAUUGUACAACUGUGAAGAACUACUUGAUCAAGCCUACAAAAGCAUUUGAUCUUGUUGCGACAUAAGUUUCAUACUGUAUAUUGUUUAUAUGUCUUUAUAAUUAAAACAUAUAUCUAUGAAAA